Molecule: messenger RNA, 2286 nt
Organism: Brienomyrus brachyistius
Lineage: Eukaryota; Metazoa; Chordata; Actinopteri; Osteoglossiformes; Mormyridae
Product: brain-derived neurotrophic factor-like
Exons: 2
Coding region: 874-1668 (264 amino acids)
Biological process (GO): nerve development; nerve growth factor signaling pathway; neuron projection morphogenesis
Molecular function (GO): nerve growth factor receptor binding; growth factor activity
Source: RefSeq, a predicted model, not a curated record
UGAGCCAAUACAGACAAAUGUAAAUGAACUAAACACCUCUGAUGCAAGUUUCAAACAAACGGGAGCACCUUUAAUUAUAUUAGACCUUAAUAGCGCCAGUUGAGCAGAGGUAUGGCCAUCAUGAGCGAAGGACAUGCACUGCUAUCUCACGGUCUUGCUAACAUUUCAGGGUAUGAGUAACUUGCCUUUAAAAGAACUUUCUUUUCGCUUCUAACAGCUGUUUUCCGAUGCCCAGUAAUCGAGGAACUAUAGCUCAUCCGACACCGCUUUCAGGAAGGAAAGCAAGACAGCAAAGCUAGACGUCAGUCUGUAUUACAGGACGGCGAGAUCUACACGCGAAAAAAAAAAAGUGUACGGAUUGUAUUAGAGCAAAGUGUCCUUAAUGUCAUCCUCUAAUUUCCAGUGGCAGGUCUUUCGGCGCUUUGAUCCUCCCCCCGCCGUUUUAAUACUUGGUUUUUCUUGAGACUGUGUAUUUGCCGGUCAGCCCGCCUGUGGUGGAGUCAUAUGGUGCGACGUCAUGGUGUAGUUAGUUACUGAAGUUGCAAAGGCUGGAGGAGGCUUCUUUCAAAGCUCCACGGGUCCCUCAUCGAGCACUGUGUCUCCACCGGAUAGCAUGCUGCCUACCUGCCCCAGCCGAUCUCCAAUGGAGCCUUUCAGUCACUGGAAUCCAUUACCUCAACCAUGCAAUUUCCACCAUCAAUAAUUUAAUCUAUUUGCUCCAAAGCUGAAAACAACCUCUAAGCACCCGGGGAAACGAAGGAAAAUAUAGCUUAAAACAACACUGGAAGUUAGUAAAAUAUUCCAAAUGAAAUUAUAUUUUUGAUGGUAUCCUGUACAAGUAGGCGGUGAAAGUUCCACCAGGUGAGAAGAGUGAUGACCAUCCUGUUCCUUACCAUGGUUAUUUCAUACUUCAGUUGCAUGAAAGCCGCCCCCAUGAAAGAUGCCCCCGGGACAAGGGGGCAGGGUACCGAAGGUUACCUGAGCGACGCGGUGGCGUGGAGCCACGGGACUCCAGAGAGCGGGGGCGGCGCCCAGCACAGGGGGCUGCCGUCUCUGACGGACACCUUCGAGCAGGUGAUCGAGGAGCUGCUGGAGGCGGAGGGCGGGCCGCAGGGGGCCGGUGGCCGCGGGCCGGACCCGGAGAGCCAGGCGGCAGAAGAGGCCGCAGCGGAUUCCAAAGACGUUGACGUGUUCGCGUCCCGAGUGGUGAUCAGCAAUCAAGUGCCUUUGGAGCCUCCUUUGCUCUUUCUUUUGGAGGAAUACAAAAAUUACCUGGAGGCAGCCAACAUGUCCAUGAGGGUGCGCCGGCACUCGGACCCGGCGCGGCGCGGCGAGCUCAGCGUCUGUGACAGUACGAGCCAGUGGGUGACCGCCGUAGACAAAAAGACGGCCAUAGACAUGUCCGGGCAGACGGUCACGGUCCUCGAGAAGGUGCCGGUGCCCAAGGGCCAGCUGAAGCAAUACUUUUACGAGACCAAAUGCAACCCCAUGGGAUACACAAAGGACGGCUGCCGGGGGAUAGACAAGCGGCACUACAACUCGCAAUGCCGGACAACCCAGUCGUUCGUGCGUGCGCUCACCAUGGAUAGCAAAAAAAAAAUCGGCUGGCGAUUCAUACGGAUAGACACUUCUUGUGUAUGCACAUUGACCAUUAAGAGGGGGAGAUAGUGAACGAAAUGUAUAGAUUUUAUGGAGAGUUUAAAAAAAAGAAAAUAAAAAUAUCUAUUUGUGUAUAUACAUAACAGGGUAAAUUAUUCCGUCAGAUGAAAAUUUUAUGGACUGCAUGUAAAAAAGAAAAAAAAAAAGAGAUGAAGUUUAUACAGUAAAAGUGAUACUACAGUCUAUUUAUUGAACAUAUUCAUGACCUUGUAAACGAUUAAAAUAACUAAUCAGUCAUUCGCGCACAAUUUAAAUUACUAUAUUACAUUCCUCAAGACAUCGUGGUUUGUUUACGUUGCCAAGAAUUUGAGAUAUAAGGAAAUGGAAAGUGAGGAAGAGUUAAAUAAAAAAAAUUCUGCAUGCUGCUUCAAUUGUGAAUUUAGAAACUGUCCACUUCGGGGGAGGGGGGGGGAAAAGUAUAAAAUUCUGACCAAAACAUUCCAUUUACAUUUUCAACAGUAAAUGGGCUUUCCUCAUCUCGGUACUAUAUCUGUUUACUGCUCUAAACUUCUCGAGGUAAUGUUGGAAUUACAUACUAUGUCAAGGUGCAGUUGUCAAAGCUUUGCUGUUUUAUUUUUUUAUCCCCAUGUUGAAAAAAAGAAUAUAUAUAUAUAUAUAAAUAUAAAU